Hydractinia symbiolongicarpus is the source of this 348-nucleotide messenger RNA. RefSeq lists its product as uncharacterized. The coding region runs from base 1 to 348 and encodes 115 amino acids. The record is from RefSeq and is a predicted model, not a curated record. NCBI's taxonomy places the organism in Eukaryota, Metazoa, Cnidaria, Hydrozoa, Anthoathecata, Hydractiniidae. The transcript has a single exon.
AUGGUCGAUAUCGGAGAUUCUGGACGAAAGAGUGAUGAUAACGUAUACAACAACAGUCACCUUGGUCAUGCAAUUGAAACUAACACCGUCAGCAUUCCUAAACCAGAAAGUGUUGGAAAAAAUCUUAAUGUAUUGACUAAUGUAUUCGUUGCGAAUGAUGCGUUUGGUUUGAAAAAAAACGUUAUGGAACCUUAUCCGAAUCAAAGCAUUCUUUUAGAUCAAAGAAAUUCUAACUCUAGGCUUUUAAGAGAAAGGGAAGUAAAGCUUGGUUCUCACUAUGGGCUAGCGAUGAGCACAUUAUGCACACUGACCCAUAGUGUGCAUGUGUUAGCCGAUCUCAAUUUUUGA